GCAGCAGCGGCGGCGGCGAGCGAUGAGCGAGAAACGCGAACACCUCUACAAGAUCCUCGUCAUCGGCGAACUCGGCGUCGGAAAGACGUCGAUCAUCAAGCGAUACGUGCACCAGUUCUUCUCGCAGCACUACCGCGCGACCAUCGGAGUCGACUUCGCGCUCAAGGUCAUCAACUGGGACGCAGACACGCUCGUGCGGCUGCAGCUCUGGGACAUCGCCGGCCAGGAGCGAUUCGGCAACAUGACGCGCGUCUACUACAAGGAGGCGGUCGGCGCGUUCGUCGUGUUCGACGUGACGCGCGCGUCGACGUUCGAGGCCGUGCAGAAGUGGAAGAACGACCUCGACGGCAAGGUGCAGCUCGCCGACGGCACGCCGAUCCCGUGCGUGCUGCUCGCGAACAAGUGCGACCAGACGAAGGAGGGGCUGGUCGCGAACGCGGCGCAGAUGGACGACUACUGCGGCGAGCGCGGCUUCGCUCGCUGGUUCGAGACGUCGGCGAAGGAGAACGUGAACAUCGACGAGGCGGCGCGUUUCCUCGUCACCCGCAUCCUCGCCAACGACCGCGCGCUCGCGUACGACGACGCCGCCGCCGCGGGUGGCGUCGCCGCCGGCGACAGGGUGCGACUGGGCAGCGGCGGCGGCGCGGGGGCCGGCGGCACGGAGAAGAAGGGAGGCUGCUGCUCCUGAGUUGUCGUCGUCGUCGUCGUCGCGGGCGCGAGGAGUCCUACAUCCCUGCCGCCGCUGCGGGGAAGGGUUCGGCGUGCGAGCGUUUUGCGGAGGACGGCAGGCGGCGCCCCCUGUCUUCACGAGUCGGGGAUAGCGCGUGGGCGACGUGGCGUGCCCCAGAAAAUCUUGCUGGUGUGCUAAUCAUGAAUGGCAAACGGUGGCGAUGCUUAAAUUGAACUAUAUAUGUUUUGUUGUUUGUCGGGAUGGAGGGGGAGGGGGUAUUAUUUUUUUUAUAUCGCGACGUUAGAGUAAAUUAGCCGGUUGCUGGCGUGUUAGAGGCGCGGUGUUGGAGCGACGUUAGAGAGAAUUAGCCGGUUGCUGGCGUGUUAGAGGCGCGGUGUUGGG
Messenger RNA from Priapulus caudatus, 1072 nucleotides. Its product is annotated as ras-related protein Rab-32-like. The transcript has a single exon. Gene Ontology annotation, cellular component: lysosome; trans-Golgi network; Golgi apparatus. Bases 23 to 688 code for a protein of 221 amino acids. Gene Ontology annotation, molecular function: GTP binding; GTPase activity. The record is from RefSeq and is a predicted model, not a curated record. Gene Ontology annotation, biological process: endosome to lysosome transport; phagosome-lysosome fusion. NCBI's taxonomy places the organism in Eukaryota, Metazoa, Priapulida, Priapulimorpha, Priapulimorphida, Priapulidae.